ACAUAGACAGAGCAAAAUCAUCAUAUUUUCGUUGUUGCUCGAUUCAAUUCAAUAAUUCAAUUCAAUUCCAUCGUUGUUGCUCGAUUCUUCUUGUUUCCCUAAUUCUCAAUCAAUUUCCGUUUCUUCAUAUCUCACUCACCUUCAUUCUCCUCACAAUUUACAAGAAACUAGUUUCGAUGAUGCAAACACCCAAUUCAAAGUCUGGUGAAUUAACCACACCCUUAAUUGCACAACCACAGGAAGAUGGUUUGACAAAUGAUGGGAUGAUUCCUCAAAUAUUUUCAUCUGUGCCUGCUCUCAGUGAUGCUGCUUCUUAUCUUUCACAAACAACAUCAUACUUAGCUGGUUGUUUCUCCGACUAUUCAGUAGAACAUUCCCCAAUACAGUCUGGUGCUUCUGACAUUCGUGCACAAGAAUUUGUGGCUGUUUCUUCCGCAGAAACUGAGGCAUCUACAUCUACUAAUAUUAAUCAUAUUUGUUCAAACAGAAAGAAUUUAACAAGUGUCGAAUCAUCUAGCACUUCAACUUCUUCACCUCUAGUUAUGCAUGAUGAAAUCACAAGGAUUUCUAGCAGUGACCCAUUACAAAAUGCCAGUACACUUGUUGUUCAAUCAAAUAAUACCGGACAAGGUGGCAUUUCCAUUUUCCGAGGACUGAUUGACCGCGCUCGAAGAACUGUUCGUGGAUCUGCAGAUGAUAUCGGAUGGCUUCAACAUGCUCAAGGAAUGCCCCCGGUUGAAGAUGGAACAGAGAGGUUCCAGGAAAUUCUUGACGAAAUCAAGCACGGUGUUCACAGGUUACCAAAUUCAAUGGUCUAUUUAUUAAUUCCAGGUCUUUUCAGUAACCAUGGUCCACUUUACUUUGUGAGUACCAAAGUCAGUUUUUCAAAAUUGGGUUUGGCCUGUCAUAUUGCAAAGAUUCAUAGUGAGGCAUCAGUUGAAAAAAAUGCAAGAGAGAUAAAAGAGUAUAUUGAGGAAAUUUAUUGGGGUUCAAAGAAACGUGUUUUGCUUCUUGGACAUAGUAAGGGAGGAGUAGAUGCCGCAGCUGCUUUAUCAUUGUACUGGCCUGAUUUGAAAGAUAAAGUUGCUGGGUUGGUAUUAGCACAAAGUCCCUAUGGUGGGACUCCUAUAGCUUCAGAUCUUCUGCGAGAAGGACAGCUUGGUGAUUAUGUGAAUUUACGGAAACUCACUGAGAUUGUUAUCUGUAAAGUUAUCAAGGGAGACAUGCGAGCCUUAGAAGACUUGACAUAUGAAAGGCGGAGGGAAUUUUUAGAGAAGCAUCGUCUUCCAGAAGAACUCCCUGUUGUUUCUUUCCGCACGGAAGCUAGCGUUUCACCUGCUGUUUUAGCCACACUAUCUCAUGUUGCUCAUGCUGAACUACCAAUGGUUGCUUCAGCUGGUGAAAGUACAAAACUCCCUGUGGUGAUGCCCCUAGGCGCUGCUAUGGCUGCUUGUGCACAGUUACUGCAGGUGAGGUAUGGCGAGAAGAGUGAUGGGCUUGUGACUUGCCGAGAUGCAGAAGUUCCCGGAUCUAUUGUGGUGCGACCUAAACGAAAAUUAGACCAUGCUUGGAUGGUUUAUUCGUCGCUAAAUGAUGAUCUUACGGAAGGAGAUGCUGCACAGGUGUGUGAGGCUCUCUUAUAUCUACUUGUGGAAGUUGGGCAGAAAAAGAAGCAUGCGUUUGCAAUGAAAGAUGAAUAAAAAGCAUAUACUACACGUAUUUUUCUUCUAUCUAUUCAUAUUUAUCUCUCCAAAAUCUAUAUUCAAUUUAUUUUUUGUAGUCUAGCCGAUAAAAAGGUUGAAUUAGGACAAGCUAAGAAUGUACGUUCUCAUAGAUAUAGAUAUAGAUAUAGCAGAUCUUGUAGAGUGGACAAGGAUUAUUUUCAAGUUGAUGAUAUGAUUUUUUAGUUGCAAUGUCAUCAUAUUACGGGAUCUUACCCAAA
Messenger RNA from Trifolium pratense (red clover), 1942 nucleotides. RefSeq lists its product as uncharacterized. The record is from RefSeq and is a predicted model, not a curated record. The coding region runs from base 177 to 1700 and encodes 507 amino acids. Lineage: Eukaryota; Viridiplantae; Streptophyta; Magnoliopsida; Fabales; Fabaceae. The transcript is spliced from 9 exons.